AUGACUCUGGAGUCCAUGAUGGCCUGUUGCCUGAGCGACGAGGUGAAGGAGUCGAAGCGCAUCAACGCCGAGAUCGAGAAGCAGCUGCGGAGGGACAAGCGCGACGCGCGCCGGGAGCUCAAGCUGCUGCUGCUGGGCACUGGGGAAAGUGGGAAGAGCACAUUUAUCAAACAGAUGAGGAUAAUUCAUGGCUCAGGCUACUCUGAAGAGGACAAAAGGGGCUUCACCAAGCUGGUGUACCAAAACAUCUUCACUGCCAUGCAGUCCAUGAUCAGGGCCAUGGAGACCCUGAAGAUCCUAUACAAGUACGAACAGAAUAAGACCAAUGCACUGCUGAUUCGGGAAGUGGACGUAGAAAAAGUCUCAACCUUUGAGCAGCCAUAUGUAAGUGCAAUUAAGACAUUGUGGACUGACCCUGGAAUCCAAGAGUGUUAUGACAGGAGGCGAGAAUAUCAGCUCUCCGACUCAGCUAAGUACUACCUUAGUGACGUGGAUCGAAUCGCAACCCCAGGAUAUCUACCAACCCAGCAAGAUGUGCUACGGGUUAGAGUUCCUACAACCGGAAUAAUAGAAUACCCCUUCGACCUAGAGAAUAUUAUCUUCAGAAUGGUGGAUGUUGGGGGUCAGAGGUCAGAACGAAGGAAGUGGAUCCAUUGCUUUGAAAAUGUGACCUCCAUCAUGUUUUUAGUAGCCCUUAGUGAAUAUGACCAAGUUCUAGUGGAGUCUGAUAAUGAGAACCGGAUGGAAGAGAGUAAAGCCCUUUUUCGGACCAUUAUCACCUACCCGUGGUUCCAGAAUUCUUCAGUCAUCCUCUUCCUCAACAAGAAAGAUUUGUUGGAAGACAAGAUCCUGUACUCCCACCUUGUUGACUAUUUCCCAGAGUUUGAUGGCCCGCAGAGGGAUGCUCAGGCAGCCCGGGAGUUCAUUCUCAAGAUGUUUGUGGAUUUAAACCCAGACAGCGACAAAAUCAUCUACUCUCACUUCACAUGUGCCACAGACACGGAAAACAUCCGUUUUGUCUUUGCUGCCGUCAAGGACACCAUCCUACAGCUCAACCUGAAGGAGUACAACCUGGUCUGACCUGCUCUGCCCCUCGCCCCCUUGGAGGCCUCCUUGUGAAGAAAAGACAAAAAAAGAAAAAUUUAAAAAUUACAGGAAAAAAAUCUUAAUUUUUAAUGAUGUAAUGAUUGCAAAUUGUCUGAUCUGUGGAGUGGCGAAUUUGCUCAGUGUUAUCCUGGAGUCUCAUGUCUCUGUCCACAGAGUAGUUGAUUUCAUAUUUUUAACAAAUUGCUUUUAUUUCACAGUUAAUGGGGGGGGAUACACCUCACUCUUCGGCACCUUGUUCACCUCUUAAUUUUUGCCAAGGCAGCCUCAUCUUGGGCUUUACUUUGUCGCUUAGCCGCUUUUAUUUUCCUUUUCAUUCCCGUGGUAUAUAUAGAGAUCUAUAACUUUUCUGGCCAAGAUUGUAAAUUCACUGGACUGUGGGAGUGUGGAAUGCUACUGGUCCCUUUGCCUUGUGCCAUAGGGUGCCUCUGGUGUAAUUAUUAAUCCUGCUUGCUUUUUGUUCCCACCCUGCCCUCCCCAAGGACACGCCCCAUGGUUCACUGUGAUGAAAUGUUGGGGAGGAACAAUUGCUCUCCAUCUAUAGCAAAAAACCCACAACAACAACAAAAAGCCAUCACUUUUCCAUUCUUUGUACGGUUUAGUCUGGGUUACUUUUUUU
This is a messenger RNA of Emys orbicularis (European pond turtle), 1723 nucleotides long. It is a transcript of the gene GNA11, whose product is annotated as G protein subunit alpha 11. Bases 1 to 1080 code for a protein of 359 amino acids. The record is from RefSeq and is a predicted model, not a curated record. Gene Ontology annotation, molecular function: guanyl nucleotide binding; G protein-coupled receptor binding; GTPase activity. Gene Ontology annotation, biological process: adenylate cyclase-modulating G protein-coupled receptor signaling pathway; action potential; phospholipase C-activating dopamine receptor signaling pathway. Lineage: Eukaryota; Metazoa; Chordata; Testudines; Emydidae. The transcript has 7 exons. Gene Ontology annotation, cellular component: heterotrimeric G-protein complex.